GUCGGCACAUGAUGCGUAUUAUCAUCCCUCGUCGGCUAAAGUUGGUACUGCCAACAAACAGUUGAUCCGCGAGCCAGUGUGUCAGUCCUCUGCCAUGAACAUAACAACACAAGUACGAAGCCGGUGUGCCUUCUGCGGGCUGGUACUGCUCACAUUGGUAGCUGUGUGCGUAGUCAGGACGGAAGCCUAUGCUGUUAGGAGGAGUACAAACCGCGCGUCCCAGACCAUUUGUGGAGCAAACGCAGCAUGUGGCUGGCAUCUCUACCAGCCUUUCGACAGACAGUUUGUCGAGUAUUUUCCAAGCCCAUGCACCUGCCCGGAAGGCACCGACUGCAUAGCCGACCGGGACGAUGUCUCCAUCUCCUGCUGGGUGUACAGUUGUAAAAGACCGGCAGAGGCGGAGACGAAAUGACGAAUUUCGCCCCGGAUUCAGGGCUGAAACAAAGCACAACCGGGGUGGAACGCCGAGUGUUGCUGGUUCUUCUUCCUGCAGCCAGAGCGUCACUCGACGCCUGCGACACCUGGCAGCGACCACACACGCCAGUCUUAACUUAUGGUGAAACAUUCCACACACAACAACAACCUCUCUCUGGAGAUUCUCAAGCACAUCAUCCAUGUAUUAUUUAUUAUCGCAACAGGGGAAGAAGUCAUGUAUAACUUAAUUAUUAUUAUUAUUAUUAUUAUUAUUAUUUAGAUUUUAUUUCGCGGUGUUACGUUGACCAAGAUGACACCUACCAGCAGUGGCCCGAGUGUGUAAAUAAAAUACGAUGUCACUGCAUUGAAUGCGUUA
Molecule: messenger RNA, 790 nt
Organism: Ornithodoros turicata
Lineage: Eukaryota; Metazoa; Arthropoda; Arachnida; Ixodida; Argasidae
Exons: 3
Coding region: 95-412 (105 amino acids)
Source: RefSeq, a predicted model, not a curated record